Messenger RNA from Cladocopium goreaui, 2928 nucleotides. Lineage: Eukaryota; Dinophyceae; Suessiales; Symbiodiniaceae. The record is from the annotation of a GenBank genome assembly.
AUGGCAUCGUGGGAAUCUGCCAUCAGCAGUUUGUAUGGGAACAGUGGUCCCAAAACUGUGAAGUCCUACAACGUGGCAAUCAAUGCAUGUGGCAAAGGAAACCAGUGGCAACUUGCUGUGUUUCUCUUGGAGGAUUUGAAAGUGCGAACCUUUCAACCAGAUGUCGUCACUUUGAAUUCACUGAUCUCUGCAUGUAGGGAGCAAUGGUUGCUGGCUCUGCACCUGCUACACGAAAUGAUCCAGGGUUACUCAGUGGAUGUGAUUAGCUUUAGUGCGGCAAUUCGUGCAUGUGAACGAGCUGGAGUCUGGCAGCUUGCCUUGUCACUCCUGCAGCAAAUGAAGGAGCAGAUGUUGCAGAGCAACGUGAUUGUCCACAACUCUGUACUGAGCGUUUUCAGUCAGGCCGGGGAAUGGGAAAGAGCGUUGCUUUGGCUUCGAAACAUGAAGGAGCAGAUGGCUUGCACAACGAUUUCCUACAAUACGGCAAUCACUGCGUGCGCAAGAUCUGCUCAAUGGCUUCAGGCCAUUCAUCUCCUUUCCUUCGAGUCCUUCGAGUCAGUUUCAACUGACAUCAUCUCCUACAAUGCUGCCAUCAACUCGUGCGAGGACAGCGGACUGUGGGAACUUGCACUGCAGUUGUAUGGCCAGCUUCAGGAAAGUUCCCUUCAAAGGAACGUGGUUACCUUCGGUUCCAUAAUAAGCACCUGUGGCAACGGCAGCCGUUGGGAAGUGGCCAUGUACUUUCUGCAAGAGCUUCAGUCAUCGGACCUACAAGCGAACUUGAUUACUCUCAAUGCAAGCCUCAUGGCAUGCGAACGAUCUCAGCGUUGGUCCACUGCGUUGCAGCUUCUUCGGGAUGGCCUUAACACAACUUUAAUCCCCAACAUCGUGUCCUUCAAUGUGGCCAUCAGCACCUGCGGCAAGGCAGGUCAGAUGCUGUUGGUCAGGCGCUUGCUGUUGCGGCUCAACCGCUUGGGAUUGGAGCCGAAUCUCAUCACCUGCAAUGCAGUGCUGAACAGCUGCGUGGCGACCUCUGGUUGGGAGCAGGCUCUGGCGAUGCUGCACCAGGCGGUGUUGGAAGAUCUUCAGCCGGACCUCACCAGUUACAAUGCAGCCAGCAAUGCGUGUGUUUCUGCUUCCAGAUGGCCGGAAGCAUUGGCACUGCUGAAAAAUGCAGCAUUGGGCCACUUGGAUUUAGAUCGCAUUUCCUACACCACUGCCAUCAACGCCUAUGAACGGGGAGACAAAUGGCAAGAGGCAAUUGCGUUGCUGGCCAGCUUUCCUGGUGAAGCAGAUGCUAUCCUUUUCAACGCUGCCAUCAAUGCAUGCGCCGACCAGUGGCAGAAAUGCGUGCUGCUGCUAAACCAAAUGCAACAGGAUCAGAUCCAAGCCAACAUAAUCACCUUCGGCGCCAUCAUCAGUGCCUGCAGAAACAGCAAAGAGUGGAGAGAAGCAGUGCAUAUUCUAGGUUUCAUGCAAAGGUCCCACGUUGAAACCAACGCCAUUGUGUGCAAUGCAGCCAUCAAUGCGUGUGGAAGGGCAGAAUACUGGCCUCAUGCACUCCAAAUCUUGGUCAUGAUGGAGAAGGAGACGAUCGAAGCUGACCUUACCAGCUAUGACACGCUGAUUGCAGCCACCGCCAGCUGUGGAUGCAGAGAGCAGGCCUGGAUGCUGGCAGCUGACUCGCGGCCUUUGCGUUCGCCCCUGGAAGUUCUUUGGGCCUUGGCCACUGUGAGUUGCAACGAUGCGGAGGUGAUCCAUGCUGCUUUGGUAGACGUGGUCUCGGCCGGCCGGGCCGAUACUGCGAAGCUGCUGUGGUGCAUGGGGCAGCUGGGCGUCUCUCCAGUGAGGUCCUUUAGCCGGCAAUUUCUCAGGGACAUCCAGGGUCGCCAGCUGGAAGACUUGAUUUUGGCAGCUGGAGCCGUUGCACCGCAUCCGGAGUUGACUUUCUUCUACCAACUACAACAAGCAGCGGAGGAAAGGAUUGUGGCCUUGCAGCCAUCCGCUUUGGUCUUCCAGCGCCUUGGCAUUUCCGCCCUGGGUCUCCUGUCGUCGUGUCACCUGGCGCAACUUCUCCAGCAGGGCUUCGUGAGGUGCGUGCAGCGCUGCAUGCAACGCGUGGGCCGCGCCAUGGACAGCUGCGAGGGGCCCUGGGGGCCCUGGCCUAGGCCCAGGGGUCCACCGGAGGUGACUGCCGACUCCCCGUCCGUUGCAGCUGACUAUGGCGAUCGAGCGAUCCUCUAUAAACCAGAGGGCUGGGAGGUCUACGGAGCCCACACCAAGCGCCAGCUCUCGAUGUUCGUUCGAUGUCUCGGUGACAGAAGGAUCUUUUCCGACCAGCAACACAACUUGGGAUUCUUGCAUCGCUUAGAUGUGCCCAGCUCAGGACUCAUCAUGUGCGCGAAGACCUAUGAAGCAUUCUACGACCUUCAAGUGCAGUUGCAUGCGGGCCUUUUUUGCCGUGAUUACAUUGUCUUGUCUCACGGCUGGCUUCCGCAGUCCCUGACCCACAUUCAAGCCCAUCUGAUUUCCAGCAGCAGCGGGCCAAGCCUCUCCGGAGGGAGAGGGAAAUAUAGCUGUACCAAGUUGCUGUCUGUGGCUCACAUUGCAAGAGCCAACUGGGCCACAUCUUUCUCUCAGCUCUUGAUACGGAUUGUGACAGGAAGGAAGCAUCAAAUCAGAAGUCAGUUAUCCUUCGUGGGACAUCCCACUGUGCGGGAUGCGCUGUACACAAGCCUUUGGACCUUUUCAGAUGAUGGAAAGAUCUGCUCUCGGAAUUGGUUGCAUCGGCACCGCCUCGAAUUUCAGGAUCAAUUGGGCCGGAGACAAGAAGUGAUCUCUCCGCUGCCACAGGACCUGAGAGAAAGCAUGUUGCACUUACGACAAAACGGACUAUCAGCUGCUGGGGCUAAUCUCGGUUUCCAGUAG